This is a messenger RNA of Fonsecaea multimorphosa CBS 102226, 882 nucleotides long. RefSeq lists its product as uncharacterized. Gene Ontology annotation, biological process: L-phenylalanine catabolic process; homogentisate catabolic process; L-tyrosine catabolic process. The transcript is spliced from 2 exons. Bases 1 to 882 code for a protein of 293 amino acids. The record is from RefSeq and is a predicted model, not a curated record. Lineage: Eukaryota; Fungi; Ascomycota; Eurotiomycetes; Chaetothyriales; Herpotrichiellaceae. Gene Ontology annotation, molecular function: fumarylacetoacetase activity.
AUGGACGACGAGUCAUGGGUCCCGAUCCACCGCUCGAGCGAGUUCCAGCUACAUAACCUGCCCAUGGGUGUUUUCAAGACCCGCGAUCAGGAUGCCCGGAUUGGUGUGGCCAUCGGCGACUAUGUGCUGGAUAUGAAGCUGCUGGCAGAGGAAAAUGUCUUUUCCUCAUUGUCCUUUGACCAAGACACUCUCAAAACUAGCAGCUUGAAUCACUACGCCAGUCUGGGCCGGACAGUGCAUCGCCGUGUUCGAGGGUUUCUUGUCGAAUUGCUAGCUAAGGACACGAAACAUGGGCAUCUCUUGAGGAACGACGCGGAACGGCGAACAAAGUCAUUGCUGCUCAUGGAGACGGUCCAGAUGCUGCUGCCCUUCGAUAUUCCCAACUAUACAGAUUUCUUCGUUGGGGUGUAUCACGCUCAAAAUUGCGUCAACAUCGUCCGGCCCGGUAUAGGUCUGAACAGUAACUACUUCCAUCUCCCCAUCGCAUACCACGGGCGAGCGUCCUCGGUCGUGGUCUCUGAUACGCUGGUUCGACGCCCAAAGGGCCAAUACGUCACUGAAGAUGGGCUGGUCUUCGGCCCAACUCGCCAGAUGGACUUUGAAGUCGAAUUCGCCGCCUUUAUCGGCACGGAAACGCAGCUGGGAGACUCGAUCGACGUGAAUACGGCUGAAGAUCACAUUUUCGGCGUCGUGCUAGUGAAUGACUGGUCCGCACGCGACAUCCAGCGUUGGGAGUCUCCCUCGCUGGGCCCUUUCAAUGGCAAGAACUUCUGCACGACCGUGUCGCCUUGGGUGGUCAGUCUCGACGCCCUGGCGAAUUAUCGUGUCGAAACAGUGAGGAAGGUCAGUCUUGUGAAUUCGAUCAAAAAUUCCAACAAGUAG